AUGCAGACUGCUUCUACAAACAUUUGUGAAAGAAUGGGUCGCUCUAAGAAGCGCAGUGAAUUCAAACUUGGUUCCGUGAUAAGUUGCCACCUGUUCAAUAAGUCCAUCAAUGAAAUUUCCUUGCUACUAAACUCCAUGGUCAACUGUUAGUGGUUUUAUAACAAAGUGGAAGAAACUGGGAACAACAGCAACUCAGCCAUGAAGUGAUAGGCCAUGUAAAAUGACAGCACGAGGUCAGUACAUGCUGAAGCAUACAGUGCACAGAAGUCACCAACUGUCUGCAGAGUCAAUAGCGAAAGACCUCCAAAUGUCAUGUGGCCUUCAUAUUAGCACAACAACAGUGCAUAGAGAGCUUCAUGGAAUAGGUUUCCAUGGCCGAGCAGCUGCAUCCAAGCCUUACAUCACCAAGUGCAAUGCAAAGCAUCAGAUGCAG
Messenger RNA from Staurois parvus, 433 nucleotides. The record is from the annotation of a GenBank genome assembly. Lineage: Eukaryota; Metazoa; Chordata; Amphibia; Anura; Ranidae.